Myxocyprinus asiaticus (Chinese sucker) is the source of this 6714-nucleotide messenger RNA. RefSeq names its product protocadherin-related 15a (gene pcdh15a). NCBI's taxonomy places the organism in Eukaryota, Metazoa, Chordata, Actinopteri, Cypriniformes, Catostomidae. The record is from RefSeq and is a predicted model, not a curated record. Gene Ontology annotation, biological process: sensory perception of sound; inner ear development; homophilic cell-cell adhesion. Bases 240 to 5357 code for a protein of 1705 amino acids. The transcript has 37 exons. Gene Ontology annotation, molecular function: calcium ion binding; cadherin binding. Gene Ontology annotation, cellular component: plasma membrane; stereocilium; catenin complex.
CCUCCUGAUUCUGAGCCGCUCGUGGACUUUAACCGCGUGAGGACAAUCUACAAGAACUGAAAUCACCGGGACUCUCCUGCUUUCUCCUCUUCUGUGGGUGUGUGUGUGAGAGAGAGAGAGAGAGAGAGGGAGAGAGAGAGAGAGAGAGAGACUGAUGCGGGAUGCACUGCGUGAGUCUGUCCGGAGAGACUCUGGAUCUUAAGCCGACAUGGUGGGUUGGCAAUAGCCAGUAACUGAAAAUGAGGAGGCGCUGGUGGCGAUCGGGAUGUCUGAGGUCUGUGAUUUGCCUGUUUGUUAUCUUUACCCAAAUCUCAGCUCAAAACACUGAGGACUGGCACUAUGAGGAGUGUAAGUUGUCUCGGACUGGUCCACCUGCUACUAUCGUCACCAUUGAUGAGGAGAGUCCGAAUGGUACGGUUCUGGUGGAAAACAUGCAGAUCAAUGGUCGUGCUCAGGAUCCGUACAGAACCAUCUCUUUGACACUGCUGGACAACUAUGAUUAUUGGGUUAUCCUAAACCCUGCACUGCAGAGACUGUAUCUUAACAGCACUGGACGAGUGCUCGACCGAGACCCACCCAGUUCCAUCACCAGCAUCGUAGUUCAGGUUCAGUGCACCAAUGAGCUGGUGGGGACAGUUAUUCUGCAUGAAGUACGGAUAGUGGUGAGGGACAGAAAUGACAACACGCCUCAUUUCCAGCAACCUCGUUACUAUGUAGCGGUUAAUGAGCUCACUCCAGUCGGUACCACCAUCUUCACUGGUUUCUCAGGAAACAACGGAGCCACUGACAUCGAUGAUGGACCCAAUGGACAGAUUGAAUAUGCCAUUCAGUACAACCCAAAUGAUCCGAUCUCAAACAGGACUGUACGGGUUGCUGGGACUCUGUCUGGUAAUAUUGUUUUGGCAGAGCGACUGAACUAUGAGGAAAGAACUCGCUAUCUAAUUGUAGUCCAGGCCAAUGACCGGGCUCCAUUUCCAGGAAGUCGUCGCACAGCAACCACCACUCUAACCCUGGAUGUUUUGGAUGGAGACGAUCUGGGUCCCAUGUUCCUCCCGUGUGUUCUGGUCAACAACACUCAGAACUGUAACCCCAUCACAUACCGUGUAGCCAUUCCUGAGCUCACAGACCCAAGCAAACUGAACCCUCUGAAUGUGACUCCUCCUAUUCGAGCUGUAGACCAGGACAGAAACAUUCAGCCACCCUCAGAUAGACCCGGAAUCCUAUUCUUCAUACUGGUUGGGCAACCAGCUGCUUACCUAGAAUUCUUCUCACUUAACAAGAGCACAGCUGAGCUUCGGCUGCUGAAACCUGUGGACAGAGAACUAUACCAGCACUUUACUCUCGUCAUUAAGGCUGAGCAGGAUAAUGGUCACCCUCUCCCUGCCUUCGCGGACCUGCAAAUUGAAAUUUUGGAUGAAAAUAACCAGGCGCCAUAUUUCCAACGGCCCUCAUACCAGGGCUUCAUCAGUGAGUCUGCCUCUGUUGGCACCACCAUCUCAGGGAAUGGCAACCUCACAGCCCCACUGGGCAUCAUAGCUUUGGACAAUGACAUAGAAGAGACCAAAGAUCCUCAGUUGCAGAUCACCCUGAAUGACUACACCUCCAUCUUCACCAUCACAUCUACUGGUAUCACGCGGUACCUCACCCUGCUAAAACCAGUGGACAGAGAAAGACAGACGAACUACACCUUCACGCUGGUGGCAACUGAUGGUGUCCAGCAGAGCAGACCUGUGACUGUGGACAUCGUGGUCAUCGAUGCAAAUGACAACACACCCACCUUCACUCAAGUGUCCUACAGUGUGGAGGUCUUCACUAAUAUGCUGCCUGGAGAAACCGUCCAACAGCUGACUGCACAGGAUGCUGAUGCUGGUUUAAACGGACUAAUCACAUACUCUAUCCUUGCUGGAGAUCGGGGCGAUUUCAUCAUCAAUAACCACACUGGUCGAAUCACGUUAGCACCAGGGGUCACGCUGGUCGUUGGUCGUUCCUACGCGCUGACCAUUAGAGCAUCAGACAAUGCUCCUGAUCCAGAGAGGAGCUCCAUAACUACAGUGUACAUUGAGGUUCUCCCACCCAACAAUCAGAGUCCCCCAAGAUUCCCCCUGCAAAUCUACAACCUGGAGAUCAGUGAGGCCAUGAGGAUAGGAGCCACACUGCUAAACCUGCAGGCUACAGAUCGUGAGUUGGAUCCCAUCACCUACUGGAUAGAGAGCGGAGACCAGCAGCACAUCUUCAAUCUAUCACGAACUAUAGGUCUUCUGCUGCUGGCCAAACCUCUAGAUAGAGAGACCACUGAACAGUAUCACCUUAUUGUCACUGCAUCUGACGGCCACCCAGGAGGGACUUCCACUGCUACAGUCAUCAUUGUCGUCACAGAUGUUAAUGACAAUGAUCCCACCUUUGACCUCACUCUACUCAGAAACCUGACAGUGCAGGAGGAAGAGGCCAAUGUGCUUGUUGGUCAAGUCAGGGCCACUGAUGCUGAUGCUGGGCUCAGUGGUCAGGUCCGGUACCGGCUGCUUUCCUUUGCAUCUCUCUUCACCAUAAACGCCACAGGCAGCAUCUUCACAGUGGUUCCGUUGGACCGGGAGAUGCGGAGCCGGUACGAUCUGAUCGUGGAGGCAUCUGAUGGGGCAGUGGACCCCCGCAGGACCACCAUCACACUGCUGGUGGAGGUAACAGACAUCAAUGACAACAGCCCGGUGUUUUCUCAGCCCACUUACACGGUGAAUGUCCCAGAGAACACCCCAGCAGGAACCAUCAUUCUGAGACUUAGUGCGGUGGAUGCCGAUCUAGUCUCUAAUGUGACCUACAGAAUAAAAACAGAAGCCGCUCGGCAGCUCUUUGCUGUGAACUGGCUGACCGGCACCAUAUCAGUGCUGCAAGCUUUGGACUUUGAGGACUUGGCAGCAGGGAACAGCACCUACACCUUUGAAGUCGAGGCAUUAGAUCACGUUGGAGUUCUACCACCUGGCACAGCAACAGUUAUCGUUAGGAUCACGGACAUGAAUGAUUUCUCUCCGGUCUUCAGUCAGGCACUUUAUAAAGGGAUGGUGGCUCCAAAUGCAGAGAAGGGGACAGUCAUCACAACUGUUUUUGCAGAAGAUCAGGAUCCUCCCGGUACGGCGGCAAGUAAUGUGUGCUACAGAGUGGAUCAGGAGCAGUGUCCUUAUAGUGGCAGUAUCUUUGAUGUAGAGCAGGACACGGGCAGAGUUAUCACCAAAGUCAACCUGAACGAGGAGCCCAACGCCAUUUUCAAACUUGUGGUGAUCGCCUAUGAUGAUGGAGAACCAGUGAAGACGAAUAGAACCACUGUGGAAAUCACUGUUCUCCAGCCCUCCAGGAUCCCCAUCUUCACCCAGGAGGAGUACAGAUUUAGUCCAGUGAGUGAGAAUACUCCUAUCGAAACACCUGUGGGACUAAUUCUGGCUGCAGCCGUCAACACUACUGUCUUUUACUCCAUAGUGGAUGGAAAUCAUGGAGGUCAAUUCAAAGUCAAUAACCGCACUGGGAUCAUCUACACAAAUAAAACACUGGACUAUGAGAAGGUGACCAGUUAUGUGCUCCGGGUGCAGGCUGACUCCCUCGGCAUCAUCCUUGCCAACCUACGUGUUCCUUCAAAAACAAACACAGCAAAGGUUUUCAUCGACGUUCAGGAUGAGAACGAUCAUCCACCGGUCUUCACAAGGUCUCUUUACAUCGGAGGAGUGACAGAAGACAUGAAGACCUUCACUACAGUCCUAAAAGUUGUGGCUUCAGAUAUUGACACAGGAAACUACAGUAAGAUGACCUACAGAUUAAUUAUCCCUCCCACGGCCGAAGGGCAGGACAGUUUUGUUAUUGAGCCAUACUCUGGCAUGAUCAAGAGCGCCAUCAUGUUCCGAAACAUGCGCCGAUCCUACUUCAAGUUUGUGGCCAUCGCCACGGACAACUACGGACAGGGGCUGAGCAGCAGUGCAGAUGUAGUGGUGUCAGUUGUGAAUGCACUGGACAUGCAGGUUGUGGUUUCGAAUGUUCCGCCCACAGUGGUGGAGGAGAAUAAAGAGCAGUUGAUAAGUAUUUUGGAACGCUAUGUGCAAGAUCAGAUCCCUGGUGCUAAAGUGAUAGUGGAAUCGAUCGGCCCGCGGCGGUACGGAGAGGGAUAUGAACUGGAGGACUACUCCAAAUCAGACCUACAGGUCUAUGCCAUCGACCCUCUCACCAACAGAGCCAUCUCCAGACAAGAACUCUUCAAAUUUCUGGAUGGAAAGAUUCUAGACAUCAACAAAGAGUUCCAGCCAUACCUAAGUGAGGGCGGGCGCAUUCUGGAGAUACGUUCUCCUGACAUUGGGGCAAGCGUGAAGAAGGCUGCACAGGUGGUGGGCUACACAGAGGGGGCGCUGUUGGCACUGGCCAUUAUCAUCAUCCUGUGCUGCAUCCCUGCCAUUCUCGUCAUCAUGGUAACAUACAAACAAUUCAAAGAGAGGCAAGCCGAGUGUGCCAAAACCGCCCGUAUCCAAAUGGCACUACCUGUUGGCAAAACGACAGCAGCUACUCCGAUCAAUCUCUACGAGGAGCUGGGAGACAGCAGCAUGCGGGGCAUGGGCAGACAGGCUCUCUCCAUGGAAUCAGGUAUUGACCCUGGGCAAGAUUACUAUACCCAAGACUACUAUAGCUACGAUCAGGGAUAUGAUCCCUAUCAACCCUAUGGCAGCCGCAGGAGGCUGAUCACGCCCAUGUAUGAUGAGUACGGAGAGGCCAUCAUGGAGGAUGAAGCUUAUUACUAUGGUGGACCAGAGGCUGGCAAAAAGAAGAGGAUCAAACUUGUUUUAGAUGGAGAGCACGACACAACUUCCACCAGAGAGGACAGUGGACCGGACGUCCUCCGGAAUCGUAUACCCAACAUCAACAGCCACAGUAACAUCAAUGGAUCAGUGUACCUUGCCCAAAACGGUACCAUCAUCCGAACACGGAGGCCCCCUUACCCCAACAACUUAAAACUGGGCUCACCAGUACGAUUAGGUAAACAAUUUAAAAAACUGGAAAAGCUAGGUGUCACACAUGAAGAGCAUUUCCCUUUAAAUGGUACUGCAGAUAAUGGUCCUACUGUUGGCACCACUGCCCUUUCAUCUUUUACUGAUCACAACCUCAACUCCAAAGAUUGCAGUGUAAUUGGCCCUAACUGCAUAGGGCCCAAAUCCAACAUCGAUAAAGCCCGUUUGGACCAGGAUAGGGGGUGCUGUGAGCAGGACUCUUCGGUGGACAACGGGGAGAUUAAAGAGUCGAUAGAGUCUCCGUGCGAGCAAACGCUGUCUGAUGAAGAGGAGCUUUGGAUGGGACCCUGGAACAACUUACACAUACCAAUGACAAAACUCUGAUUUUUAGUUUUACUAAUGCUGAUGGUACUGUAUCUAUUUAGUUUCCUUUUGGGGUUUUUCUAUGUUUUAUUUGGGUUAAUCAAAGAGUCUUGAUUCUGUUGUAUACGCUCCAGACACCGACUAAGAAAUGUGAUUCUCUUAUAGGAUUUAUGUUCUUUUUUAUUUUCAUGAAGGUGACUAUUAUAUUUCAUACUUCUUACUAGUAUCAGACCAAUUGUUGUGGAUGACAGGGCUAUUCUGUGGAAAUUACUUUGCCUCAAGUCAAUCAUUUACAAAAAUGUAUACACUAUAUAAUUAAAAUGAUUAGCUGUUGUCUGAUAUGAUUUCACAAACAGACAAUAUAAAGAAAAUGCAGCUGAUUUAAACAGUUUAGAAAGUGUGUCCAUUACAGCUUUGAUUGAGGAGUAUUUUUAAAAAAUGAAUCUAAAUUGAAUCCCUGAAAUUAUGUAUUAACAGUGAUGACUGCUACACUGAUAGAAUUGUUCCUCACGUGUUUUAUAAUGGAUGUAUUUUUUACAUUGAGAAUACAGUAUAUGAUUGUAAAGACACUAAUAUUUUCAAAAGAUUAUUGAUAGAAUAUAAAUAUACAACUAAGUAGAAAAUAUACAUGUAUUUUGAUAACUUUAACUAUAUGUUAUAUACAACUUGUUUUUCAUUCCUUUUUUCAUUAAGAAAUCAAAUUACUAUUAUAUUACUAUUUACUAUUUAUAUUGAUCACUUUUUUCUUUGCCUUUCUUUUUUUUUUACAUUGGUCAUAUUGUUUGAAGCUUUGAUUUAUUAUUAUCAUGAUUAAAAUGUGAACAUGUGCAGAUGAUGCAAACAUGUUUGUCAAUAAAAAUUGACAAUUACCCCAAAAAAAAAAAAAAAAUCUUCAUUUGUCCUUCAAAGAUGCAACGCAGCUCUGUGCUGGCAGGUAUGAAUGUAUGUCUAUCCAAAAUAUGAUAGCUGCCUGGGAGAGAGGAGACUAUCUCUGAUGAAUACUGAGAGAUCUAGAAUGCUCAUUAAAGCUUUCUGACGUGACGUGAUGAAUAGAAUUUCACACCUGAUACUCUAAAUUUUAAUACGAUACCUGGCUAUCCUGAUCUUUUAAGGAUUUAGGAUUAUUUUGGCUCAUUCAUAUUAUUCAGUACAUUUUUUGUCCCAUCUAGUUAGUUAAUUAGCUAGUUCUCAAUACCACAUUUAAAGGCUUAUUCACUAUGCCCCAACAAAUGCCAAUACACAUGGCUGUAGGUGUCUGUUUAUACAGUGUUAACUCUGUUGGUGUUUGUUGGUGCAGAGUAAACUGUAAACCUGUAAAAGUGAAUAUAGGGGUGAAUUUUAAAUAAUUGUACUAACUUGGGUACUAUGUGCUAACUUA